AUGAAGUUUGUCAACGCCCUCGCCCUUGUCAUGGCCGCUUCUGGCGCCACUGCCUUUGCUCCUUCCUUCUCGGCCAAGAAGCACACUGCCCUCAAUGCUGCGCUUAUGCAAGAUCAAACGGGACAAUCCUCUUUGGAUCCUGCAGUCAUUGCAAAAUAUGCUGACCUUCCAUUCCCUAAAGACUGUAUCCUUGCUGAGUAUGUGUGGGUGGAUGCUGUUGGAAACACUCGCUCCAAGACCCGAACUCUUGAUGCCUCCAAGGCAAAAUCUGUCGACUCUUUGCCCAAGUGGAACUUUGAUGGAUCCUCCACCGACCAGGCUCCUGGAGAUGACUCUGAGGUUAUCCUUCGUCCUUGCCGCAUCUUCAAAGAUCCUUUCCGCCCUCGAUCCGAUGGCGUUGACAAUAUUUUGGUCAUGUGCGACACUUACACUCCCCAGGGAGAACCAAUUCCAUCCAACACACGUGCCAAGGGUAGUUUUUUUGUUUGUUUUGUGUUUUCGGUCAAAAUGCCCGGAUUUUUAAAUGUGUCUUGCUCACCCUUGAUGGCCUUUUAA
Seminavis robusta is the source of this 555-nucleotide messenger RNA. The record is from the annotation of a GenBank genome assembly. NCBI's taxonomy places the organism in Eukaryota, Bacillariophyta, Bacillariophyceae, Naviculales, Naviculaceae.